AUUAUCGUUUUCGUGUCUUACUGUCUUGUCGUUCAUUUGUCGCGGCAGUAAUUAUUGAUAUCAAUCGGUCGCAUUGUUUUCACCAAGUAAUUACGCACCAGAUAAGCCAUAAGGUAUUUUAAAGUGGCUCAGCUUAUUGUUUAGUGUUAUUUCGUCGGAGUUUUUUUUUUGUGUUCCACAGUAUCAUUGUUGUUGUCAUUAGUCAAUAGUAAUUACGAAGAGCUCAAGCCAUCUAAUUCCUCAGAUUUCAGAACGUACAUCGCUGAAAUAUUUGUAUUCACGCGCUGUGUUUUAGCGUACAAAAUUCUGAUUUAUAAACGUGCUAGUUUCGCGAUGCAUUUAAAAAACUAUGGAAUGCUCUUCUAAUAAAGUCGACACGAUGGUUGCGAGUUUACAGUCCAGACGCAAAGCAUUAGAAUCUAAAAUCACCGAAAAGAAUCGUGAAUUAAAACGAUUAUGCAUACAAGAAGCAGAAUUGACGGGCAGCUUACCUCCGGAGAUCCCAUUAGAUCCCGGCGAAACACCACCUACAUUCCGUCGACGUGUUGGAACAUCAUUUACUUAUCCUGAAAAUUUAAUAAAUAAACUGAAAUUUAAAGACGAUGAAACUUUGGCUUCACUGGAACUAGAGUAUAAAAUCCAAAAAGGAAUUGCCGAAGCUGCUUUAGGACUUGCUAAUGAUGAGACUGCCAAUAAAUCUGUGCGACGUAAACAUAGAAUGAUGUAUCAACAAAGUCAAAAUAGAAUUAUUGAACUCGAGACAAGAAUAAAUUUAUGCAAUAAUCAAAAAGUAAAAAAAAAGCCUCGCCCUGAGAGCAGUUACACAACAGAUUUUGUGAAUAAUCAUAGUGUAACUGAUGGUAAUUUUGUUGUACCUAAAGAACCAAAUGUACAAUCUUUGAACCCAAAAGUUUUAUCUCAUAAAAGUAAUUUAAGGCAGUCACAAUCAUACAACAAAUUCCCUGGUCAAAGAAAUUCUCAUGACCCAAGAAUUGGAAAUGGGCUGCAUAAUGCAUGGAAUACUCAUGAACACAUAUCUAGUUCUAAUAUGCAACCAAUGCUACUUCCAAGAUCAACAAUAAGUUUAGAUAAAGAUCAUGUAACUUAUCCUAAAGAUAAUGGUGUAUUUUUUAAUAAUAAUUCAAAUUCCACAAAUUUGCCAUCCAGUCAUGAAUUGUCCAGUAAGAUUAUUGAUCAAGAUUCCACAUCUAAGUAUAGAGACAGAUUUGGAAGUUUAGAUAGGCGACACACUACUAGGAGUUCUAGUUCUCGGAGUAAUAGUAGUGUUGAUCAUGAACCUCCAGCUGUACCUGUUGUGCCACGACAUACAAAUUCACAGCAUCCCACAACUACUAUUUUAUUACCAAAUCAAAUGUACCCAGAAAAUAGUUUGAUGAGAACUCACUCUCUGGGUAAUAUUAAAAAUGAAAAUCAGCAACAAACAGAAAAAGGAUUUACAGAUUUAAAUCAGAUAUCAUUGUCUGAAAGUAGAAAAAAUUCCGAAAAAAAAUGGAUUGAAACAUCAUUAGAUAGUAGUAGUGUUGAGUCCGGGCCAACACUUACCCAUGAUUUACCGCCUCCUAUCAAAAUGCAUACACCUCCAAUACAACCUGAUAAUCACCCACUUCCGUACGACCCACUAGUCAAUCAUUUUGACACUGUUCCAUUUGAAUCACCAAAAAAUCAUACAGUUGUUCAGGUUGGAAAGUGGCAACCGUAUCGUGAAGUAACUAAGCCUUUUGAAAUGUCUGAUUUUUAUAAGUACAGUACGAGAUUUAGGAAACCAUCUGCAAAUUCUAAUAGUGCAUCCCCAGAAAUAGUUCUAACAACAACUAACCCAUCUCCAACACCAUCCUUGCCACCACAACCAGCAUUACAAAAUAAAGGAAUUUAUCAACCUUUACAACCUCAUAAUUGUCAUCCACUGGUACCUCAAAACAUUUCAUUAAUGGAAGAAACAGUUUGUCCCAUUGAUUCGUUUGAACCCAAUAAUGAAUUAUGUUUAGAUGAAAGUGUAUUUGCUAAUGAAAUGUUAUCUUGGUAUCAAGAUGAAGCUACACCCCAAUCUAGAACUGCCACAUUGGUGUGAUUUUAAAUAAUUAAUAACUAAAACCUAUCAUGGUAUAUUUUCGUAUUAUGAAUUUAUGAUAGGCAGCUAGAAAACGACCAAUAUAAUAUUAUAUAUUAUUAUCAUCUUCUUAUGUUUUAGAUCAUUUUAAUACAACAUAAUUUAUCUAUAUGGAUAUACUUUAAUGUAAAUGACAACAAAAUGACAACAUUUUAAUAUGAAUAUCUAUUUACAAUGUAUAAAAUAGUUUUAGUUUUAACACUUAAUAUAUGACUUAUCAUUUUUAUCAUAUUAAUAAUUUAUUUAUUUAUUAUUUCAGUAACAUUAAACUGAAAAAUACCUAUUGGGUUUUUUUAAUAAUUGUAAUUUUACUUCUGUUCAAAAAUAUUUUAGAUAAAUAUGAAAAUUAACUUUACAUGUGCGUAUACAUUUAUGGAAGUAAUGAAUAAUUACAAUUUUUUUAAUUUAUUAUUGUAUACAAUUCAAUUAAUUUACCUAAAUAUAAUUUAUUAAGACAUCACAUUUUUAAUAUUUUAAUAAUAUUUCUGUUUUUUGAUUAUUAUAAAUAUUUUAUUUUAGUAUGCGUAACAAACAAAAAUUGUAGUUUUUUAAUACAUAUAACAAAAUGCACUAGAUACAUAAAUAUAUCGUUUUGUAUUUAAAUACACUUUGAAUGCAAAUAAUGUAUUAAUACAAAUAUGCAAGAAUAUGUAGUAUAAGAUAAGACUGAAUGUUAUGUGCAAUUAGUCUUAAGAUUUUAAAAUGUAUAUAUACUUUUUUUUUACUUAUAUAGAUGAUUUUUUAUUUUAUUAUACUAUUAUUAUCGAGUAAUAAUGUAUACAAAAAAGGUUAUCUAUUUUUUUAUCAUUAUUGUCUUAUUUAUUUUAUUUUUAUAACAACAAAAUAUAUAUUUUUUUUAAGAACUUGUAUUCUAAUAAUUUUAUUGUAUUUUCAGUUUGUAUUUGUAAUAAAAAUAAUAUUAUAGACAUUUAUGCGCUCAAUGUUUAAUUUUAGUAGAAAUGUAUGGCUAUGUUUUUUUUUAAAUGCUAAGUAAAAUGUAUAUGAGGAUUUACUUUAUAGUCUAUAUUUAACAAGAUAUGCAAUUUUUUAAUUAUAUACAUAAUACAUAAUAAAUGCACAUAGGUAUCAACAUUUAUCAAAUAAUAUAAAUUCAUGUUUAUAUUUUACUUAUAAUAGCUAUUAUUAAUAUUUAUUUAAGUGUACUCUCCAUAUCCUAAAUUUUAUGAAAAAAAAAUAUUUUCCCAAUAAUAAUUAAUGCAUUUUUGUAAAAUAUUUGACAUAACAUUAAUUGUUUAUCUAAAAUUAAAUAUACAUGGUAAACAAUAAUAUUACUGUACUUGUGCCGGCGAGAGAACGCUUCUCUUCUCGUUAGUGCAUCGGAAUGACGGAGCUCUGCGGUUUCGUACCCAAAUUUCUCCCACUCUACCACCUAGUUGCCGCCGUAAAUUCCCCCACUCACUGCGCGCGACCAGCGGCUAAUGUCAGCGACAGCCAGCCUUUGGGUAGGUUUAGUGGUGGGAAUGCGCGAGAUCGGACGAAUUUUGGUCACCGCCCAGAAGCGUUCUCUCAUUAGCACGAGUAUAAUAAGUAGUAACAUUACGCAUUAAUUAAUUUAAUCAGACACCUAAUCUAAUUUUAUAUAAUAAAUUAUUUGGCCUUUGCCAUAUUACGUUACUGCUAAUAAAUAAACAAAUACAUACAUAGUUAAUUUAAUUUGGACACUAUCUAGUUUGUUGUACAAUGCAUUAGAAACUACAUAUUUCUUUAACUUUUGUGAUUAACGUUUCGAGUAAUAAUUGACAAGGUUUUAAUGACUAUAUUAAUUAGACAAAUUUUAAAUUCAGUUAGCUACAAAGUACAAUUGAUUGCAUAUUUAUUCCAAACCGAAAAGUACUUGGAUUUUUUGUCUGUAAAACAAUAUUAUUAUAUGUUUAAUUUUCACAUUACAUUUUUUUACUCCUGCAUUAUCAUUUAAGCAGCGUUUAAUUUAGGGGCUUUAGUUUGUCAUUUGUAAAGAUUAAUUUCAUUAUUAUAAAAAUGUAUACAUUUGUUUCGUAUAAAAAUCCUAAGAGCCAGGUAACUACCAUCAACAUGUUGUUUUUUUUUCUAGGAUUAAAAUAAAACUUUCUAGUACUAAUUACUUUUUGAAUAUGUUAUAGAAAAAAAACUUAUUAGUUAUUACAUUUUUAAGUAUAUAAUAUUACAGAAUUGUUAUUUUAUAUUAUAUUUUGAUUAAUUAAUAAUUAUAUUAUAAGAAAUGUAAUGUAAAUUUAUUAUACAAAAUUAAUAUUGUAGUGAGCAUAAUAGAAUA
This is a messenger RNA of Metopolophium dirhodum (rose-grain aphid), 4400 nucleotides long. RefSeq names its product FERM domain-containing protein 4B (gene sstn). The coding region runs from base 350 to 2089 and encodes 579 amino acids. Gene Ontology annotation, biological process: establishment of epithelial cell polarity. NCBI's taxonomy places the organism in Eukaryota, Metazoa, Arthropoda, Insecta, Hemiptera, Aphididae. The transcript has 9 exons. The record is from RefSeq and is a predicted model, not a curated record.